This is a messenger RNA of Psammomys obesus (fat sand rat), 568 nucleotides long. Its product is annotated as acyl-coenzyme A synthetase ACSM1, mitochondrial-like. The record is from RefSeq and is a predicted model, not a curated record. Gene Ontology annotation, biological process: fatty acid biosynthetic process; acyl-CoA metabolic process. The coding region runs from base 89 to 328 and encodes 79 amino acids. The transcript is spliced from 2 exons. Gene Ontology annotation, molecular function: fatty acid ligase activity; fatty-acyl-CoA synthase activity. Gene Ontology annotation, cellular component: mitochondrial matrix. Lineage: Eukaryota; Metazoa; Chordata; Mammalia; Rodentia; Muridae.
UUUCCCAAAGCCCUCCACGUUUACCUCUGGUCUCAAACAUCAACUUGAGCCCACAGUGGGUUUUGUCCGUUGACUUAGCCACCUCUGUAUGACCCAUCUGACCUCCAAUUCCAUUCUGCAGGUAGUGAAGGCAUUUAUUGUCCUGACCCCAGAGUUCCUGUCACAUGAUCAGGAACAGCUUACCAAAGAGCUACAGCAGCAUGUGAAGUCAGUGACGGCCCCGUACAAGUACCCCAGGAAGGUCGAGUUUGUUCCAGAACUGCCCAAAACCGUCACGGGCAAAAUCAGAAGGAAGGAACUUCGAAACAAAGAGUUUGGUCAGAUAUGAGCAGCAUCAACCCAGAGCAUCUCUGUGACCUGACAGAAAUCCUUGGCUGUUGGGGUGGGGGGGGGGUGGGGUGAGGAUGGAAUGUAGAGAGGGUAAGUGUGGAGGAAAAAACCAAGACCCCAACAUUUUUGUUCAUUCAAAUUCAGUUACUGCCCUUCCUGGAAGUCUUUUGUUCUUUAGAUGGCCAUAGUGAAUUCCUGGACUCGGGUUUGUGGUAAUAAAAUAUCGACCUGAAUAACA